This is a messenger RNA of Fusarium verticillioides 7600, 1938 nucleotides long. RefSeq lists its product as hypothetical. The transcript is spliced from 4 exons. The record is from RefSeq and is a predicted model, not a curated record. Bases 1 to 1938 code for a protein of 645 amino acids. Gene Ontology annotation, molecular function: oxidoreductase activity. NCBI's taxonomy places the organism in Eukaryota, Fungi, Ascomycota, Sordariomycetes, Hypocreales, Nectriaceae.
AUGGCUGUAUCCAGUCUUCGUCCCGUAAUCCCCCUCCCUCUUGGGACUGUUGAUCGCAAUGUCUCUGCUGAACCAUUGACUACCGCAGUCGAUAGGGCGGCUCUUGAGACAUCAAGCAAAAUCCUCGAUAUCAUCGGAAGGUAUCGCAUGAAGCAAGACGACAACCUCUACUCGCAUUCCGAUGAGUCAACACUCAAAUUCAUCGCUCUUAUCUACACCCACGUCAAGACUGGCAAGCCAGUUCCUAUGUGCCUACCGGCCUUCCCCUUCAAGUCGCCAAACUCGACCUCAAAGACAUUGGGGAAACUUCCUGAUAAGGGUGAAGAGAUUGCUCUUGCCCACCUCAACGGAUUAUGCAGUGCUAUUGGUGAUGUAUAUCCGCCCGGCGCCAAGCUUACUAUCAUUUCCGAUGGAUUAGUAUAUAAUGCAGACCUUCUUGGUGUCCCAGAUAGAGAUGUCUGGGCCUACGGCGAGACUCUUCGCUCCAUGGCAGCAGAGAAAGAAUUUCACAACAUCUCCUUCGCACGUCUUCGCGAUCUUGUUGAGAUUGAUCUACCGAAGGAUCUCGAGGAGAUGACCUAUGUUGCCAACGCGUCAAACUUUCGACGUGCACUCCUCAACACCUUCAGCAAGCCUGGCUGGAAUUGGGACGAAGUCCGCCAAUCGGAUGACCAGUGCAUGACUUAUCGUGGCUACAUCAAGUUUCUUCAAACAGAUUUGGAAACUGUUUAUCCGGUUGAUGAGAACCGGAGCAAGUCAAAGUAUAAGAGAGGCAUUGAGUAUAUCGCGAAGCAGAUGAUGGCUCGCGGAGAUGCCUUUGCCAAUGCUGUUCGACAAAAGUACCCCGACCAUGUUCGCCUAUCAAUCCAUCCCUCAACCGGCACUGUCAAGCUAUCUGUCAGCCUUUUGCCAACUGAGCAACUCUACACUACGCCCUGGCACUGCAGCGUAGCUUACAGACUGGAUGGUACUAUCAGAACCGGCAUGCGAUCUGAGUUUGACAACGACGAAAGCCUCGAACUAGUCUACGACAACACGAGACCUUCGUAUUACCGAGAGAAGUCAUCGCUUCUAUCAUGGGCAGAGGACAAGGGUGGCAUCGUGGUUGAUCCUAUGUACCCCGCUGGCCUGAUCAUUCGUCCUGCUAAUGGAGCUGGUUCCCUGACACUUGACGAUAUCGACACGAAGAAAGUCCGUGCUCUGUCAGAGAUCAACUCACCGGUUGUUCUCAAGGGAUUUGUCAAGAAACCUAACCGCGACCGCUUCAUUGAUUUCAGCUACCGAUUUGGAACGCCCUUACCCUGGAAGUUUGGGUUAUUGCUUGAAGUCAAGGACCGAGGACAUGAUGCUAGAGGUUUGAACAAUGUCCUUUCAGCGGAGCCUAUGCCGUUCCACUAUGAUGGCUUGUUCAAGGUUGUCAAGCAAACUGAUGAGGAUGGAAAUGAGAAGACUGUUUCGACUCCUCCCCAGUUCCAACUCUUCCAGGGUGCCACCUCCUCACCCCGAGACACUGGAUUCACCCUUUUCUCUUCAUCAACCCUAUUCUUCAAAUAUCUCCCGUCGUGGCUCAAGAAAGACAUUUCCAAGCUCACCUGGAGCGUAUCAACAUCAGCAUUCGACAACACCGUUCUGAGAGGUCUCCCCUUAGCUAUCGACCAUCCUACGACCGGUAAACGAUGCCUUCGAUACCACGAACCUUGGCCGCAGUCCAAGACGCGAUUUGAUGCUUCGGAUGUUACGAUCGAAGGGCUCGAAGCUACAGAGAGCGCUGCGAUUUGCGAAACCAUCGACUCGGUCCUGUAUGAUCGUCGGGUUGCGCUGUACUAUGCUUGGGAUAAGGGUGAUAUCUUGGUCAGCGAUAACAUCUUGAUGAUGCAUACCAGGAGUGAUUUCACCGCUGGCGUUGAUCGUGAGCUGUGGCGAAUUCACUUUGACUAG